This is a messenger RNA of Lentinula edodes (shiitake mushroom), 1077 nucleotides long. Its product is annotated as chaperonin 10-like protein. The record is from RefSeq and is a predicted model, not a curated record. Bases 1 to 1077 code for a protein of 358 amino acids. Gene Ontology annotation, molecular function: oxidoreductase activity. NCBI's taxonomy places the organism in Eukaryota, Fungi, Basidiomycota, Agaricomycetes, Agaricales, Omphalotaceae. The transcript has 6 exons.
AUGGCUAACUUCGUUAUUCCCAAGUUCCAAACUGCAGCUGUUGUAGAUCACAGCGGUGCGGACAUACGGAUCGACCACGAAUUCCCGGUCAAAUCCCAGGAAGAGCUCCUCCCCGGAGAAUGCCUGGUCAAGCUUGACUGCUCUGGUGCCUGCCAUACUGACCUACAUGCCGCGCUCGGAGAUUGGCCAAUUCCUGCUAAAACGCCCCUCAUCGGAGGCCACGAAGGCGUCGGCAUCAUUGUCGCAAUCGGCAAUAAUACUGCUCAUUCACCGGUCAAACUCGGUGAUCGUGUUGGUAUCAAGUGGCUUGCCGAUUCGUGCUUAAACUGCGAAGACUGUAGGAAAGGCCGAGAACAGAACUGCAAGGAAGCCAAACUCAGCGGUUUUACUGUCGACGGAACUUUCCAAGAAUACGUUGUCUCAUUCGUCAACCACGUCACCCCUAUUCCCGCUAACAUUCCUAGCGACGAGGCAGCAUCAGUCCUGUGCGCAGGUGUGACAGUUUACCGCGCGAUAAAAUACAGCCAGACCAGCCCUGGAGACUGGAUUGUUCUACCAGGUGCAGGAGGAGGUCUAGGACAUCUCGCUGUACAAUAUGCCCGCGUCCGUGGCCUUCGUGUCAUCGCCGUGGACACUGGUGACGCCAAAAAAGAAUUGUGCCUCAAACUAGGCGCAGAAAAAUGGAUUGAUUUUAUGGAGUGCAAAGAUAUCGUAUCCGAGAUCACAUCGAUCACCAACGGAGGUGCACACUCGGCCGUCGUUACCUCUGCUUCCGGUGCAGGAUACAGACAGGCUGUCGACUACCUUCGCCCCGGAGGAACUCUUAUGGCAGUGGGUCUACCUGGGAAAGCCACUUUAGAAGCAUCGAUCUGGUUUACGGUGUUCAAGAGUAUCAGCAUCCUUGGCUCGUAUGUGGGGAACAGGCAGGAUGCCGUGGAAGCUAUAGAUAUCGCUGCACGGGGUCAGGUCAAAGUGCACUUUACCACGAAACCCUUGAAAGAUCUAGAAAACGUCUACGAAGGAAUGAAGGCUGGGAAGAUUGCAGGCCGAAUCGUUUUGGAUCUGGCUCAGAAGUAA